Priceomyces carsonii is the source of this 3102-nucleotide messenger RNA. It is a transcript of the gene RIA1, whose product is annotated as GTPase. The record is from RefSeq and is a predicted model, not a curated record. NCBI's taxonomy places the organism in Eukaryota, Fungi, Ascomycota, Pichiomycetes, Serinales, Debaryomycetaceae. Gene Ontology annotation, cellular component: cytosol; ribonucleoprotein complex. Gene Ontology annotation, biological process: cytosolic ribosome assembly. Gene Ontology annotation, molecular function: ribosome binding; GTP binding; GTPase activity. The transcript has a single exon. Bases 1 to 3102 code for a protein of 1033 amino acids.
AUGAAGUUAUCCGCCGAGGGAAUCAAUGAAAUCCAAAAAGAUGCCACGAGAAUAAGAAAUAUUUGUAUUUUGGCUCAUGUGGAUCAUGGUAAAACUUCUUUGAGUGACUCUCUUCUUGCCACCAAUGGAAUUAUAUCUCAGAGAAUGGCAGGCAAGGUCAGAUAUUUGGAUUCAAGAGAAGAUGAGCAAACUCGUGGAAUUACUAUGGAGGCAUCUGCCAUAUCAUUGUACUUUAAAGUAUUGAGGAGGCAAAAAGAAUCUGAAGAUACCGAAACUAAAGAGUAUUUAGUUAACUUAAUUGAUUCGCCAGGUCACAUCGACUUCUCAUCUGAAGUUUCCACUGCUUCUAGGCUUUGUGAUGGUGCGGUGGUUUUGGUAGAUGUUGUCGAAGGAGUAUGUUCGCAAACCGUUAACGUUUUAAGGCAGUGUUGGGUUGAUAAACUAAAGCCCCUCUUGGUUCUCAACAAGAUUGAUAGAUUAAUAACAGAGUGGAAAUUGACUCCAGCAGAGGCAUAUGAACAUUUAAGAAGGAUAAUAGAGCAAGUCAAUUCUGUUAUUGGCUUAUUUUAUUCUGGAGAAAGAAUGGAAGAUGAUAUGAUAUGGAGAGAGAAAGGAGAGCUCGACGAGUUUGUAGAAAAGGAUGACGAGGACAUUUAUUUUAAUCCUGAAAAGAAUAACGUGAUAUUUGCUUCUGCAGUUGAUGGCUGGGCAUUUUCUGUAAACACAUUUGCCAGGAUAUACCUGACUAAGUUAGGUUUUUCCCAAACUGUGUUAUCUAAAACUUUAUGGGGAGACUUCUAUCUAGAUAUGAAAAACAAAAAGAUAAUUCCUGGGAACAAACUCAAAGCUGGAAGCUCUCUGAAGCAUCUUUUUGUCACUCUCAUUUUAGAGCAAAUAUGGUCCGUGUAUCAAUAUUGUAUAUUGGAAAGGGAUCAAACGAAGUUGGAAAAGAUUAUAACUAAGUUGGGAUCUAAGGUGAGCUCAAGAGACUUAAGGUCAAAAGAUCACAAAAAUCUUUUGAACUCGAUUAUGUCUCAGUGGAUUCCAUUGAGCCAUGCAGUUCUAGGGGCAGUCAUCGAUUAUCUUCCUGAUCCGAGGGCUGCGCAGCUGGAGAGAAUAGAUAAAAUUUUAGAUCAAUGUUAUUUUGAUCUUAUAGAGGAUAAGGAAAAAGAGACACUUUUGAAUUCUUCAUUAAUUGAUUCUCUAAGAUACUGUAAAUCGGCGAGUCCGGAUUUAAAUACCGUUGCGUAUGUUUCUAAACUAAUCUCAAUACCUGCUGACGAGCUACCAAAAGAUGCAGGUAAAGGAAGUGUACUAACUCAGGAGGAAUUAAUAGAAAGAGGAAAAAUCGCUAGAGAAUUGGCUAGAAAAGCGUCUCAAAUCACGGCUGACUCAUUAAAUUCAAAUGAUGAAUUAGCAAAUCCUCCUUCUAGUAGCAAUCCCUUUCAAUUUGAAUAUGAGGAGGACUUUGAGGAUGAUGAUGAUGAUGAUGACGAUAAAGAGAAUGUGGAUGACACAAAUAAUGAGGUUUUGGUUGCAUUCACUAGGGUUUAUUCAGGAUCCUUAUCGCGUGGGCAAAAAAUUACAGUCGUAGGCCCAAAAUACAAUUCAUCAUUACCCAAAGAUGACCCUACUAACGAGCAGCAAGUUUUCCAUGAUAUUGAAAUUCAAGAUUUGUUUGUUAUUAUGGGAAGGGAUCUUUUGAGAGUAGAUUAUGUUCCAGCAGGAAAUAUAAUAGGUGUUGUUGGGUUAGAAAAAGUUGUGCUUAAGAAUGCGACGUUAUAUUCUGAAAGGGAUGUUGAAAUGCCCUACAUAAAUUUUUCCUCGGCUUCUACGUUAAUCCAUAACAAACCUAUCAUGAAGAUUGCUAUUGAACCUAAUAACCCAAUUAAAUUAAGUAAAUUGGAAAAAGGUCUCGACUUGCUUGCAAGAGCUGAUCCAGUUUUUGAGUGGUAUGUCGAUGAUGAAUCGGGGGAGUUGAUUGUAUGUGUCGCAGGAGAGCUCCAUUUAGAAAGAUGCCUUAAGGAUUUACAAGAAAGAUUUGCUAAAGGCUGUGACGUGGUUGUUAAAGAACCCGUUAUCCCAUUCAGAGAAGGUAUCGCAAAUGAUAAGGUUGAAAAUAGUAGCAUUGCUAAUCUGGAUCCAUUACAUGAAGGAAUUGAUGUGGAUAUAGAUGUAGUACCUUUACCAGAAGAAGUUGUUCGGUUCCUAAUUGAUAAUGAGAGCACUAUUUCCUCCAUAGCAGAUUCUAGACGAGAGCUGCCAUCUGAAUUGGUGUCUUUAAAGGAAAGUUUAGUAAGAGUAUUGAAGGCCAGCGAAUUUAAGUUCAACUUUAAGGAUCUGGAGCAUCUUGUCAAUAAGAUUAUAGCUUUUGGACCAAAGAGAUAUGGACCAAAUAUUUUUGUUGAAAGCGAUGAUCUUAAUCUCUUUAAAUGCAUCUUUGAUGAUAAAAAGCAUGAGAGAAAAUUUGAAUACGAAACAAGCAUAAUAAAUGGCUUCCAGCUUGCAACAAACGAGGGGCCCUUAGCAUCUGAACCUCUUCAGGGAGUAUUGGUGAUAUUAAAGUCCUGUGAAACAUCAGAUAGUAAUGCAAUCGACAAGUCAAAUAAUUUUUCAGGUCGAUUGAUGACUUAUACUCGGGACCUCAUACACAAAGUUUUCCUAAGAAAAUCUCCUCGUUUCUUGUUGGCAAUGUACACUUGUGAAAUUCAAGCCUCCUCAGAGGUUUUGGGUAAAGUUUAUGCCGUUGUACAAAGAAGAGGUGGCUCCAUUAUUUCAGAAGAAAUGAAAGAAGGAACUCCUUUCUUUACGGUAGAAGCUAGGAUCCCUGUUGUUGAGGCAUUUGGAUUUUCGGAGGAUAUUAGGAAGAAGACUUCAGGAGCAGCUUCGCCGCAAUUGAUCUUCGACGGUUUUGAUGUAUUAAAUAUUGAUCCAUUUUGGGUUCCUCAUACUGAAGAAGAACUUGAAGAGUUGGGAGAAUUUGCCGAGCGUGAAAAUAUUGCACGCCGCUAUAUGAAUACCAUAAGGAGACGUAAAGGGUUGUUCGUGGACGAGAAAAUUAUCAGUAACGCUGAGAAGCAAAGGACAUUGAAGAAAGAUUAG